AUGGAGACUGUCGCUGGCCCCGAUCAAUGCAUCGGCAGUCACAUUGCCAACCACUCUGGCCCGACGCCUACUGUCAACACUCGCUCAUUUUUUAAGCGUCGGGAGUCGCAUUUCGACCGUCCUCGUCGCUGCUCGAUACUUUCGAUGACAAUCUGCCAGACUCUUUUACUCUGCUUGAUUAUUCUCUGUCUGUCGCCACAAUCAGCGCUCGCCCAAACUACCGUGGGUAUCUCGAAUUCUUCAAGUAGCCUGGGAUCGGCAAGCGCACCAGCACCAUGUGGAGAGAUCAGCACGGACGUUCCCGCUACUGAAGCCUUGUUGGUAUCGAUCGCUGAACAUGCACAGCUUCACGAACACAAGAAGCACGUCGAUGGGACAGAACCAAUCUACACGGCGGAAAAUGGGGUGUUACUUCUGAAACGGAGUCCAUCGUCUGCAGACAAUUCCUCCUCUUACCCUGAUGUACCCACCGCAUUUGAUACCCUGUCCAACAAUUUCGCCAACGCUAGUUGCGUCUCAUUCUUCAACCAAUUCCGCUCCAAUUCGACAUUCACGGACUGUUUGGCCGUCUCCCUCCUUCUCGGGAAUUCCAAUUCCUUCUUUCACGUCCUCACCUCGGCUGUUGAUACAUCUCAUGUUCUCGACGCAGCGUGCGCACAGCCAGUCGACAAAUGUGCCUCGGUCUUGACCUCCUUAGCCAAACAACUCCUGCACGACGAUCACUGCGCGCAAGACUAUAACUCAGGCAAUGCCGUCGUACAAAGUGUCUACCAAGAAUUGAUCGCCUACGAACCUGUGUACCACGUCUCUUGCUUGACCGACCCAGCCACCAAAAGUUACUGCUUCGUCGAUGCGGUGACCAAUACAUCAGCGCCCAAUAAUUAUAACGUUUAUUUCGUACCUAUCGGCAGCACUUUGACUGCGUCCGGUCCGAUCACCUGCAACAAGUGCCUCAAGGAUACGUUCGAUGUGUAUGCGCAGUGGGCUACGGUGAACGGCCAGUCCCUGGACACGACUUACGUUCCCUCUGCCAUCCUCAUCAAUAAUUACUGUGGCGCCGGAUUCGCAAACACAAAUGUCACAGUCGGCGCUCUAAAAGCCACCGCCGCCGGAGCUGGACAGGCACUUCAGCCGCCGGAUUCCCGGCUCCUUGUCUCAUUCGCUGCUGUGCUCAUUGGCAUCGCAAUUUCGGGGUCAUUUUAG
This is a messenger RNA of Penicillium diatomitis, 1203 nucleotides long. RefSeq lists its product as uncharacterized. The record is from RefSeq and is a predicted model, not a curated record. Lineage: Eukaryota; Fungi; Ascomycota; Eurotiomycetes; Eurotiales; Aspergillaceae. The coding region runs from base 1 to 1203 and encodes 400 amino acids. The transcript has a single exon.